Molecule: messenger RNA, 1729 nt
Organism: Acanthochromis polyacanthus (spiny chromis)
Lineage: Eukaryota; Metazoa; Chordata; Actinopteri; Pomacentridae
Gene: srek1
Product: splicing regulatory glutamine/lysine-rich protein 1
Cellular component (GO): nucleoplasm
Molecular function (GO): RNA binding
Source: RefSeq, a predicted model, not a curated record
UAAAAAGUGAGGAAGACAGUGAAGCACCUCGCUCGGCCCGCAGGCUGCACCGAGUAUUGCACCGUGGAGGGUAACAGAAAAAUAAAUGUUGUCCCAAUACCACGCUGAAAGAUUGUCGUCGUCCUUAUAAAUGUGCACUAUGAGCGGGUUACCGGGGACCGCCGUCGUCCAGGUCACCAACCUGUCCUCGGCUGUGAGCAGCGAGCAGAUGCGCACUCUGUUCGGUUUCCUGGGAGACAUCGAGGAGUUGCGGCUCUACCCACACGACAAUGCUCCUCUGUCUUUCUCCUCCAAAGUGUGUUACAUAAAGUACCGAGAGCCUUCCAGUGUUGGUGUGGCGCAACAUCUCACCAAUACUGUUUUUAUUGACAGAGCUUUGAUAGUAGUUCCAUGUGCGGAAGGGAAAAUCCCGGAGGAGGCCAAGGCUUUGUCACUUUUGGCACCUGCCCCCCGGUACCCCAGUCUGAUUCCUGGCGGGGGAUUGCUGCCAAUUCCUACUCCAGCUCCACUUCAGAACCUGAACCUUCCCUUAGUGAAUCGGAUAUCAGCUGGUCUCGACUCAACAGCAUCGGUACACUCUCAGCCCCCGCUCAUCGGAAACGUGGAUCCCUCAAAAGUGGAUGAGAUCAGGAGGACGGUAUAUGUCGGCAACUUGAACUCACAGACCACCACUGCAGAGCAGCUGUUGGAGUUCUUUAAGCAGGUGGGAGAUGUAAAGUUUGUGCGUAUGGCUGGAGAUGAGACCCAGCCAACACGCUUCGCCUUCGUAGAGUUUGUUGAGCAGGACUCUGUUGCCAGAGCCCUGACGUUCAAUGGAGUCAUGUUUGGAGACAGACCCCUGAAGGUUAAUCAUUCCAAUAAUGCCAUAGUAAAACCCCCAGAGCUGACACCGCAGGCUGCUGCUAAAGAGCUAGAAAGUGUGAUGAAGAGAGUGAGGGAAGCCCAGUCUACCAUUGCUGCUGCCAUAGAACCAGAAACAAAGAAGCGUUCCUCCAGUCGGUCAAGAAGAUCACGGCGGUCACGCUCCCGUUCACACUCCAAAACACGGAGGAAAAGGUCUCGCUCAAAACACAGCAGACCAUCGCAGAGGUCGUGGCCAGGGAGUGACUCCCACAGUUCCAGAGGCAGUCACAGGAGGCGCUCUCGCUCCAGAGACAGGAGACGCAGCCAGAGUCGCUCCAGAGGCCACAAAAGGAGGAGUAAAGAACGAUCCAAGAGCCCUCGAAGGAAAGCCAGAUCACCUUCACUGAAAAGAGGUAAAAGGGAGAAGAGGAGGGAGCGCAGCAGGGACAGAAAGGAGCGCUCCACAUCGAGGAAGAGGAGUCGCAGAGACGAGGACAGGAUGAAGAGCAGAGCCAAGCCAGUGAAGGUGGAAGUGGACUAUGACAGAGAAGGGAAGGAAGAAUAUGAAAGCGACAGAGAAGACUCAGCCACACCAAGCGAGGACAUGACGUCGUCACCCUGCGCUCAGCACAACGGCAGCUAUAAGACUCACCACGAGCAGGACGUCUCUGUGGAUUCACGCAGCACCAAGUGACUGUUAAAGCACCUUGGACACUCCUGCUCCAGCAAAGUAUCCUAACGCCCAGCGUGUGCGUAUACAUGCAUAAACACUGAAUAACCACUUAACAGUCACACACCUCUCUCAUUAUCAUCUCCUGAUUUCCUCCUUUUGUACAUUCUUGACAACACAGAUUCUUGUAGUUCAACUCAAAUACCCACCUAAAGG